CAUCCAUGAGGUUGUGACAUCAGGCGACCAACAGGCAGUGAUUGGCUUGUUGGCCAAGAUGGCAGUGGACCGUUCUCUUACUUCUUCCCUCUCAGAUGCCCGUGAUGCCCUGGUCAAUGCCUGCGUUGAUGCUCUCACCGCCUUCAAGAUGGGACUCUCCAACCCAGCACAUGGGGCCCUGGAGGUUUGCCCCAACCUGAGCCUUCUGCCACUCUUCACAUUAGCACUAUUUUAA
Penaeus monodon (black tiger shrimp) is the source of this 235-nucleotide messenger RNA. RefSeq names its product protein transport protein Sec24A-like. Gene Ontology annotation, biological process: intracellular protein transport; COPII-coated vesicle cargo loading; endoplasmic reticulum to Golgi vesicle-mediated transport. Gene Ontology annotation, cellular component: COPII vesicle coat; endoplasmic reticulum exit site. Lineage: Eukaryota; Metazoa; Arthropoda; Malacostraca; Decapoda; Penaeidae. The record is from RefSeq and is a predicted model, not a curated record. Gene Ontology annotation, molecular function: SNARE binding; zinc ion binding.